AUGAAUACAGACAAUGGUAACCCAGCAUAUAAAGCCCAUGGUAACCCAAUGGAUACAGCUCAUGGUAACCCAACAUAUACAGCCCAUAGUAACCCAAUGGAUACAGCCCAUGGUAACCCAACAUAUACAGCCCAUGGUAACUCAACAUAUACAGCCCAUGGUAACCCAAGGUAUACAGCCCAUGGUAACCCAACAUAUACAGCCCAUGGUAACCCAACAUAUACAGUCCAUGGUAACCCAAUGGAUACAGCCCAUGGUAACCCAACAUAUACAGCCCAUGGUAACCCAACAUAUACAGUCCAUGGUAACCCAAUGGAUACAGCCCAUGGUAACCCAACAUAUACAGCCAAUGGUAACCCGAUGGAUACAGCCCAUGUUAACCCAACAUAUACAGCCCAUGGUAACCCAACAUAUACAGUCCAUGGUAACCCAAUGGAUACAGCCCAUGGUAACCCAACAUAUACAGCCCAUGGUAACCCAACAUAUACAGUCCAUGGUAACCCAAUGGAUACAGCCCAUGGUAACCCAACAUAUACAGCCAAUGGUAACCCAAUGGAUACAGCCCAUGUUAACCCAACAUAUACAGCCCAUGGUAACUCAAUGGAUACAGCCCAUGGUAACCCAACAUAUACAGCCCAUGGUAACUCAACAUAUACAGCCCAUGUCCAUGGUAACCCAAUGGAUACAGCCCAUGGUAACCCAACAUAUACAGCCAAUGGUAACCCAAUGGAUACAGCCCAUGUUAACCCAACAUAUACAGCCCAUGGUAACCCAAUGGAUACAGCCCAUGGUAACUCAACAUAUACAACCCAUGGUAACCCAACAUAUACAGCCCAUGGUAACCCAAUGGAUACAGCCCAUGGUAACCCAACAUAUACAGCCCAUGGUAACCCAUCAUAUACAACCCAUGGUAACCCAACAUAUACAGUCCAUGGUAACCCAAUGGAUACAGCCCAUGGUAACCCAACAUAUACAGCCCAUGGUAACCCAUCAUAUACAACCCAUAGUAACCCAACAUAUACAGUCCAUGGUAACCCAAUGGAUACAGCCCAUGGUAACCCAACAUAUACAGCCCAUGGUAACCCAACAUAUACAGUCCAUGGUAACCCAAUGGAUACAGCCCAUGGUAACCCAACAUAUAUAGCCAAUGGUAACCCAAUGGAUACAGCCCAUGUUAACCCAACAUAUACAGCCCAUGGUAACCCAAUGGAUACAGCCCAUGGUAACUCAACAUAUACAACCCAUGGUAACCCAACAUAUACAGCCCAUGGUAACCCAAUGGAUACAGCCCAUGGUAACCCAACAUAUACAGCCCAUGGUAACCCAACAUAUACAACCCAUG
This is a messenger RNA of Saccoglossus kowalevskii, 1342 nucleotides long. Its product is annotated as sialidase-like. The record is from RefSeq and is a predicted model, not a curated record. Lineage: Eukaryota; Metazoa; Hemichordata; Enteropneusta; Harrimaniidae.